Messenger RNA from Nelumbo nucifera (sacred lotus), 1327 nucleotides. Its product is annotated as prolyl 4-hydroxylase 1. The record is from RefSeq and is a predicted model, not a curated record. Gene Ontology annotation, cellular component: endoplasmic reticulum. Lineage: Eukaryota; Viridiplantae; Streptophyta; Magnoliopsida; Proteales; Nelumbonaceae. Gene Ontology annotation, molecular function: iron ion binding; procollagen-proline 4-dioxygenase activity; L-ascorbic acid binding. Gene Ontology annotation, biological process: peptidyl-proline hydroxylation to 4-hydroxy-L-proline.
UACGCAUACGCAACGCAGGGAAGAAAAGAGCCACAUACGUGAAAAUUUGGUCAGGAAGAAAAUAGAGGAAAAUGUGAAGGGGAAACACGAAAGCAAUGGGCGUUGAAAGCGGUUUCCCUCGAAACAUUUAAUUAAUUUCUUCUUAAAUAAUCUCAGAAUCUGUAACCUUUCCCCCCGUCCCGUGUUUUUGGAUCUUCGCUGCAGACUCUACUGGUUAAUUCUCCGAUGAGCUCAGCCUUUUAGGUCUGAAUUGGAUAGUCUCUUUCUCCGUUUUGUGACCAUGUCUGGAAUGAGAAUCGUCUUCGGUCUUCUCACCCUCGUCACUAUUGGAAUGAUAAUUGGUGCUUUGUUUCAAUUGGCUUUUAUACGACGGUUGGAAGAGGCAUCUGUUUCAGGCAUAUCACAUUGGGUGGAUGACAAAGAUGCAGAAGUUUUACGUCUUGGAUUUGUCAAACCUGAAGUAAUCAGUUGGUCACCACGAAUAAUUGUUCUUCACAAUUUUUUGAGUAUGGAGGAAUGUGAUUAUCUCAGAGGAAUUGCCCUUCCCCGCCUUCAUAUUUCAACUGUGGUGGACACAAAAACUGGGAAGGGAAUUAAGAGUGAUGUUAGAACAAGUUCUGGUAUGUUUUUGAGUCCUGAGGAGAAGAAGUAUCCAAUCAUACAGGCCAUCGAAAAACGAAUUUCUGUCUAUUCACAAGUACCAAUUGAAAAUGGAGAACUCAUUCAAGUUUUGAGGUAUGAAAAGAAUCAGUUUUACAAGCCACAUCAUGACUACUUCUCUGAUACUUUUAAUGUGAAGCGUGGAGGCCAACGAGUAGCAACGAUGCUCAUGUAUUUGAGUGAUAAUGUUGAGGGUGGAGAGACAUAUUUUCCCAUGGCUGGAUCAGGGGAAUGCACAUGUGGCGGGAAGAUUCUAAAAGGGAUGUCUGUAAAACCAGUCAAAGGAAAUGCAGUGCUAUUCUGGAGCAUGGGGCUAGAUGGACAGUCAGAUCCAAAUAGUAUACAUGGAGGAUGUGAAGUGUUGUCAGGAGAGAAGUGGUCUGCUACAAAAUGGAUGAGACAGAGAAUUGCUUCUUGAUUCUUUGUCAAGUGAGCUGUCCUUCCCCCUUCCUUUCCCUGGAAAAGAGAAUAAAGAAAAGAAAGAAGAGAAAGUAUACGUAUAGCUUUUUGCUUUACGAUUGGUUAUUUUGUAUGCCGGUCCAGCUCUGAGAAUUGUUUCAUGUGAAGCACAUAAUUCAAUUGAAUAUUAUAGCUUUCUAGCUUUAGAUUAUUAGUGUUACAAUUUAGUAACUUGAGCCAAUGUUAAGGUGAAGAUGGUGAAUUUUCA